UGCUCAACGUCUAGAAACACGCACCAACUGCCCCAUUUCUCACGAGAUUAUCCCGUACUAAACCUGGUAGAAUUCACCACUACUUCCACCAAAAAAGAUUGGAUCUUUAUACCACCAUCAUUACUGGAAGUAGUCGCUGGUCCUCCCCACAUCGCUCCCCAGAGCCAGAAAGAUUUCGUCUUCGUUAGCAACUAGUAGCGCAGCUUGCUGGUGCCAAUCGCUGGCUCGCUUCUAGAACGCAUCUAGCCGGCCGGCCGGAAUUCGUGCGUGGACUUCCCCGACGCAGCCCACACGCUAGCACCCCCAGUCCAACACGCGCAGGAUUUCCUCCCGGAUUCUAUUUGAUUUCCAUCGAUUUUUCUUCGGAGGCGUCCUCUUCUUCGUUGAAUCCAUUCUUGUCCGUGGCCGGAAUCGGGAUUUGCCCCCCAAAUUAGCCUGCUUUAGCUAGCGUCUCGCCAUGGGCAACUGCUGCGGCGCGCCGUCGUCGCAGGGCAAGAACCGGCGGAAGCAGAAGGCGAACCCCUUCACGGUCGCCUACAACCGCCCCACCGGCGCCGCGCCGCGGGCGGGGCUGGUGGUGCUGCGGGACCCGACGGGGCGGGACCUCGAGGCGGGCCACGUGCUGGGCGGGGAGCUCGGCCGCGGCGAGUUCGGUGUCACCAAACUCUGCACGGACUCCGCCACGGGGGCGCGGAUGGCCUGCAAGUCCAUCUCCAAGCGCAAGCUGCGGACCCCCAUCGACGUGGAGGACGUGCGGCGGGAGGUGGAGAUCAUGCGCCACAUGCCGCCGCACCCAAACAUCGUCAGCCUCAGCGCCGCCUACGAGGACGAGGACGCCGUGCACCUCGUCAUGGAGCUCUGCGAGGGUGGCGAGCUCUUCGACAGGAUCGUCGCCAGGGGGCACUACACCGAGCGCGCCGCCGCGGCCGUCACACGCACCAUCGUCGAGGUGGUACAGACGUGUCACAGGAAUGGCGUCAUCCAUCGGGACCUCAAACCAGAGAAUUUCUUAUAUGCAAGCAAGAAGGAGAGCUCUCCUCUAAAGGCAAUUGAUUUUGGGCUAUCCGUAUUCUUCAGGCCUGGUGAACGAUUUACUGAAAUUGUAGGAAGUCCAUACUAUAUGGCCCCGGAGGUCUUAAAGCGCAACUAUGGGCCUGAAAUUGAUGUCUGGAGUGCAGGAGUUAUACUUUACAUACUUCUUUGUGGUGUGCCACCAUUUUGGGCAGAAACUGAACAGGGAGUAGCACAUGCGAUUAUACGAUCUGUAGUAGAUUUCAAAAGAGAACCAUGGCCUAGAGUAUCUGAGCCUGCUAAAGACCUUGUCAAGCGGAUGCUGGAUCCAAAUCCAUUGACACGGCUUACUGCAGCACAAGUACUUGAACAUCCAUGGUUACACGAUUCCAAAAAGAAUCCGGACAUUCAACUUGGUGAUGCUGUCCGAGCGAAGCUGCAGCAAUUUUCUGCAAUGAACAAGUUAAAGAAGAAAGCCUUGAGGGUCAUUGCUGAGCAUUUGUCGUUAGAGGAAGUAGCUGACAUAAAGGAAAUGUUUGAUAACAUGGAUGUAGGCAAGAACGGGAAACUAACCUUUGAGGAGUUCAAGGCUGGGCUCCGUAAACUUGGAAACAAAAUGCAUGAUUCAGAUCUUCGCAUGCUGAUGGAUGCUGCUGAUGUCGAUAAAAACGGCACCCUAGAUUAUGGAGAAUUUGUUACGGUGUCUGUCCAUGUCAAAAAAAUUAGCAGCGAAAAACAUAUCCAGGAGGCCUUCUCGUUCUUCGAUAAAAAUAAGAGUGGUUAUAUAGAAAUUGAAGAGCUUAGAGAAGCUUUGACUGACGAGUUGGAGGGACCUGCUGAUGAAGACAUUAUCAGUAGCAUCAUUCAUGAUGUAGAUACAGACAAGGACGGGAAGAUAAGCUUCGAAGAGUUCGCGGCGAUGAUGAAGGCAGGGACAGACUGGAGGAAGGCAUCCCGGCAAUACUCGCGGCAGAGGUUCACUAACCUGAGCCUGAAGCUUCACAAGGAUGGGUCCAUCAACGAUGAUGAUAGGAAGUAGACUGGACAGAAAUAUAGAGAUAGGAAGAUGCUGAUCUUCUCAAGUGUGAGAGUACAUAGUUGUUCUUCUGUGCCGGGGUUUGGUCUGUCAGGGUUUUUUUUCCCAGCUUGUUUUUAUUUUCUUUUCAUACAGUAAAUGAGUCGGCUAACUCUCAAUUCUUGGCUUUGUAAAGAUUAGCGUUUUGUGUCGUCGCCAUGUGGCGGCGAGAGCAGAGGUGUAUGUUUGCCCAGCUUGUAAGUAAAAUUCCUUCUAGUGUAAUGUAAAAAGUGGCGUGGAGAUUAUUUGUUUGAUAA
Lolium perenne is the source of this 2343-nucleotide messenger RNA. RefSeq names its product calcium-dependent protein kinase 8. Gene Ontology annotation, molecular function: ATP binding; protein kinase activity; calcium ion binding. The record is from RefSeq and is a predicted model, not a curated record. Gene Ontology annotation, biological process: protein phosphorylation. NCBI's taxonomy places the organism in Eukaryota, Viridiplantae, Streptophyta, Magnoliopsida, Poales, Poaceae.